AUCUACUGUAAGAUAACAAAUAAGGAGGAGUACAUCUUUAAAGACGAAUAUUUAUUCGACCAGUAUUGAUUUGAUAUUAAUUCAUUUGUUUUAAAAGCAGGCUGUCAAAAUGGCUGAAAGACCAAAAACAUUCAAAAAGCUAAUGGUCCAGAAACUUACCUCCAAUUUUAGAGAAGCUGUAUCUAUUGAAAUCUCAAAUAUGUGUCAUCCAUCAGAAAAUGAAGUUUGCAUUCGAAAUAAGUAUGUUGGCAUCAAUGCUACAGACGUAAAUGUGACCAAAGGAAGAUACGCUUCAGUUGGAGCAAAAUUACCUUUCGGAGUUGGACUUGAAGGUCUUGGCGAAAUUGUAGAAGUUGGAGAAAAUGUCAAAGACUUGAAGAUUGGACAGUACGUAGCGUAUAUGAAUUCCAAGAUAAAUUCUUAUGCAGAAUUUGUUUGCAUUCCUGUGGAGGAAGUUUACCCCAUUCCAGAAUUAAAUCCUGAAUACUUAGUUCUCCUCGUAAGUGGUGCGACUGCAUCGAUUGGAUUGGAUAAGUGUGCCCGCAUCACAGAGAAAGAGAAGGUACUGAUCACCGCAGCUGCAGGAGGAGCAGGACAUAUAGCAGUACAAUGGGCAAAAGCAGCUGGAUGUUAUGUCAUCGGUACCUGUUCAACAGAAGAGAAAGAAAAAGCUUUAAAAGAAUUGGGAUGCGACAGAGUUAUCAAUUAUAAGAAAGAAGAUCUUGCUGAAGUUUUACAGAAGGAAUACCAGAAUGGCAUCGACGUGAUUUGGGAAACUAUUGGAGGACAAGUGUUUGAAACAUGCAUUAAAAAUAUUGCCAACAGAGGAAGGCUUGUCAUCGUUGGUGGGAUAUCAAGCUAUAAAAGUGAAGACAGCUUUAUGCCGAAGUUGGACCUUUCUUUCUUGCCUGAAUUACUUCUUUUCAGAUCUGCUGCAGUUCUUGGAUUUCGCCGAGCAGCGUACAGGGAAUGCUUCACUACUUAUUUUAAAUUUUUAUCUGAAAGCUUGGAGAAAGGAGAUUUGAAAACCCUGAUUGAUAAUGGCGAGAAAUCAGCCGGGGGUGAAUUUUUUGGCAUGGAGGGCAUUAUUAAAGGAGUUGAACAUCUUCAUACUGGGAAAAGUAUUGGAAAAGUCAUCGCCAGACUUUACUGAAUGAAGUUCAUGUCAUGAAAUAAAUCAUUUGUGCUAGAGAAGAAUUUCAAAAUAAAGAUUUUAAAAAUCU
Molecule: messenger RNA, 1223 nt
Organism: Argiope bruennichi
Lineage: Eukaryota; Metazoa; Arthropoda; Arachnida; Araneae; Araneidae
Product: prostaglandin reductase 3-like
Exons: 11
Coding region: 110-1153 (347 amino acids)
Cellular component (GO): mitochondrion
Molecular function (GO): oxidoreductase activity
Source: RefSeq, a predicted model, not a curated record